UGCCUGGAAGUCCCCUUCGAGACCUAUCAGAGGUCCUUAGGUAAACACAGAUAACCACGUGGAAAUUCACCUUGUCAGGGAAGGAGAGCUCAGCACAGGUGCUCAGAGGCGGCUGGGUCAGAAGCAGACUGUUUUUGGAAGACAAGCACAUAUAAGACACGCCAGAGAAACGCUCGCGCGAAAAUACUGCUGUCUGUGAGCAGAAAUGGCCUGGCUUGCCCUCCUCCUCCUGAGCCAGCUCUGGGCUCUGGCUGGGACCUCUGCCCGGGUCAGAAGCUCCUGCUCUGUGCCCUCAGGAGAACAGCCCUGGGUUGACAACAUCCAAGUGCUCAUGGAGGACUCGGUAAUGCCGUCCACCCUCCCCAACCCUAGCGUCCUGAUCGCCAUGAACUUGGCCGGACCCUACAACCUGGAGGCCCAGGAGGACCUGACUAACGAGCUCGAGAGCAGUGACACCGCUGACCUAACCACGGGACAAGUUGCCCUCACCAUCAUGGCCCUCAACUCUUCCUGCAGAAACCCUGGGAGCAAAGUGUCGGAUCUACAGAGAGAAAUGGAGAGCUGGUCACCCCCAGCCCCCAGGGAGGAAGCCACAGCCUUCUACUCACCCGGUCUGGCGAUCUUGGCGCUGUGCCAGAAGAACUCCGAGGCCACCUUGCCAAUAGCCACCAUCUUCGCCAAGGCCUUGCUGGCCAACACCUCUCCCUUCCACGUGGGCACUGGAGCCGUGGCCACUUUGGCUCUGACGUGCAUGUACAACAAGACCCCUGUAGGCUCCGGGGACAGUUACCGAAACCUGUUCAGUCAGGUAUUGAAGAGGAUUGUGGAGAAUAUCAGCAUGAGGAUCAAAGACAAUGGCAUCAUUGGAAACAUUUACAGUACUGGCCUUGCCAUGCAGGCUCUCUCUGUGACACCUGUGCAGCCCGCCAAGAAGUGGGACUGUGAGCAGACGAUGACUAUCGUACUUGAUGAAAUUAAGCAGAGAAAAUUCCAGAACCCCAUGUCCAUUGCCCAAAUCCUCCCAUCUCUGAAAGGCAAGACCUACCUAGAUGUGCCCCACAUGACUUGUCGUGGUGACCAAGGAGUGGCACCAACUGUCCCCACCUAUCCCAUCCCGGUCCCCACCUCAGCAUCCAACAUCACCGUGGUCUACACCAUAAACAACCAGCUGAGGGGUGUGGACCUGCUCUUCAACGUGACCACUGAGGUCAGCGUGAACGGGGGGUCCGUGCUCCUUGUGGUCCUAGAGGAAGCCCAGCGCAAAAGCCCCGUGUUCAAAUUUGAAACAAGAAUGACAUCUUGGGGCCUUAUGGUUUCUUCUAUCAACAACAUCUAUGAAAAUGCUAAUCACAAGACCUACUGGCAGUUUCUCAGUGACGGGACACCUUUGAGUGAAGGGGUCGCUGAGUACGUACCCUUCAACCACGAACAUAUCACGGCCAACUUCACCCAGUACUGAGAAGGACGUGGGAGCUGCCGGACACCUUCAGAGCACGGGGGAAGAUUUGCACUGUAUUUCAAGCCUGUGCAAAAGUAUGGGUGUCUACCAUGCUCCCCUGCUCCUGGUUAGAAUCCUGCUCUAUGUAGAAUCAAUGAUGCAAAGUCUCCUAUGUCCCAACAUCUGUGACUCAUGAAAAUAAAAUCUCCAGCUUCUGAAUGCA
This is a messenger RNA of Heterocephalus glaber (naked mole-rat), 1661 nucleotides long. RefSeq names its product cobalamin binding intrinsic factor (gene Cblif). Lineage: Eukaryota; Metazoa; Chordata; Mammalia; Rodentia; Bathyergidae. The record is from RefSeq and is a predicted model, not a curated record. Gene Ontology annotation, biological process: cobalamin transport. Gene Ontology annotation, molecular function: cobalamin binding.